This is a messenger RNA of Phyllotreta striolata, 615 nucleotides long. The record is from the annotation of a GenBank genome assembly. NCBI's taxonomy places the organism in Eukaryota, Metazoa, Arthropoda, Insecta, Coleoptera, Chrysomelidae.
AUGGAGUCACGAGAAACGUCCGAACUUCAGCAAUUAGUGUCCAGUGACGCAGAAAACGAGGACAGUAUCAUUCAAGAUGAAGCCGAAGGAAAAAUAACGUCGCCAAUUAAAAGCAAUAAAGUGGUAUCUUCUUCUGGCAAUACGAGCCGCAGUUCUAUUAUUCACGGUAGAAAAGGACAGACAGGAGUAGCCGGUUCCAAAAUCACGUUUGUUAAUGAACGAAAGAUUAAAGAUAGUAAUAAAAACUCGACUAUACGAGCGAGAAAUCCACACAAAGUAGACAAUCCCGAUAAUACAGAUACUAGACACCAUUCUUUUAUCUCCCAAGUUCCCGAUGUUCGACAUAUGGAAAGGGCUCUGCUAGGACUGCUAGCCGAUUUCCAUUCCGGCAAACUGAGGGCCUUCGGCAGCGGCUGCACCAUGGAACAGAUGACGAAUAUCAGAGAGCAACAGGAGAAACUGGCCAAGCUGCAUUUCGAUCUAGCUUCAGCUACAGUGCCCAGCUUGAAGGAGGAAGAUAUUCAGAGUUCGCAGGAUACCAUGAACCAACUUAUGCAGAGAUUAGAACAGCUGAGCGUGUCUAUCGAAGGAUUGCACAAUAAUUCUAGUAAAUAG